ACUGCACCGGCGAGCAUCUCCAAGUGAAUGCUCAGCCAGGCAAAGCGGUGACGCCCCUCACUACCACGGAAUUCCCUUAUUGCAAGUCUUAUCUACACGCCCCUGAUCCUCCCGUCACGGCGUACGCAUGCCAAAAUGGCUGCAACGGUCCUUGCAACAUCGGUCAGGCAGGGCAGUGCACCUACCUCAGUCCUGGCAGCGCUGCCAAUGCGCGUUUCGAGUGCAUUACCCGUGCCUGAUGAGGGCAAGCAGGCAAGAGCUACAAGAGCCGGGCACAUCCUCGUCUGUACACUAUCCGAUGUCUCUCCUCGAAAUAUGGUCCAAAGCUCGAUGCCUCGAUCCCGGACAGUACCGUGUACCGUCAUCGGAGUGCACGCCGUCUCCUCUGCGGCCCGAGCACUGCCCCGGUCUGAUAUGAAGCCGUCGGGCAGCGUCAGCUUCACCACAGGUAGAGAGUAUAAGAGCGGGCGUGGAGCAUCGCUGUCAGUCCCAACCUCACCUCACGCACGACCAGCCCAACAUGACCAAGCUCGCCUCCCUCCUCUCCGCCAUCUUCAUCCUGGCAGCUGCCUCCUCAGCCACUCAAGUCAAGCUCGGUUGGUGCUACAGCAACAAGUGAGCGCCCUCCCUUGCCUGUCAAACUCCUUGCUGACCUGAAUCACUCCUCUCGCCUCGUCUAAACGCUCGCUCAGGGACUGCACGGGCGACCCUCUUCAAGUGAACGGGGACAGCGGCAACAAAAGAAACAA
Molecule: messenger RNA, 749 nt
Organism: Jaminaea rosea
Lineage: Eukaryota; Fungi; Basidiomycota; Exobasidiomycetes; Microstromatales
Exons: 3
Coding region: 136-657 (173 amino acids)
Source: RefSeq, a predicted model, not a curated record